Lolium rigidum is the source of this 563-nucleotide messenger RNA. RefSeq names its product hydroxycinnamoyltransferase 4-like. Gene Ontology annotation, molecular function: acyltransferase activity, transferring groups other than amino-acyl groups. Lineage: Eukaryota; Viridiplantae; Streptophyta; Magnoliopsida; Poales; Poaceae. The record is from RefSeq and is a predicted model, not a curated record. Bases 1 to 510 code for a protein of 169 amino acids. The transcript has 2 exons.
AUGGGUUCUGUUGUGGAAAGCUGCGUCGGGCAAAUCUUCCCGGCCAACGUCCGUGGCCGCUUGAGGCCGCCGAUCCCCGUCAGCUACUUCGGCAACGGGAUCAUCAUGCUGGGCGCGUCCGGCAAGGCGCGGGACGUCGCCUCGGAGGAGCACCUGGCGUCCAUCGCUGGCCGGAUCAGAGGCGCCAUCGGCCGGAUGGACGACGAGCUAGUGCAUUCGGCGAUCGACUACUUGGAGCUGGACUUGGGCGGCAGCAGCCUGCCGGCAAUGCCUGCGGGGAGCCUGCCGAAGACUGAGCUCAGGGUCGUCAAGUGGCUAGACAUGACGGCGUACGGCGCGGACUUCGGGUGGGGGAAACCGUUGGUGAUGCACAUGGCCGUGCAGCAGCGCGCCGGGUUCGUCUACCUCAUGGACGGCGUCGACGGCAGCGUGCCCAUACUGGUGUCCUUGGAGCAUGCGAUUCUCAACGACUUCCGGCGCCUGCUAUAUGCCAACGCAGCCAAGCUCUAGCUAGUCUACCCUGUUAUGUUAAUCUUGUUGAAAUAAGAUGGGCGUGUUCUUGA